AUGAUGCAUUCUAUAACUAAAUGGCAUGAGAACUAUGGCCCUAUCAUUUCCGUCCAUUUUGGCCCGCAGAUGGUUAUUAUCCUCGGUUCUCACGACUGCGUUCAUGAUCUUUUGGGAAAACGAGGUGCUCUUUACAGCUCCUGUCCAGAGUACUAUUUUGAGGGUGUGGGAGGCAAUUUCCAUACCGCCGCUCUUCCUUACGGGCGGCAAUGGCGGCGCCAUCGAAGAAUCUAUCGGAGUUUGCAAGAUAUAGAGAGCAAACAACUUCUGAACGGCCUUCUCUCCACUGAUGACUUUUUGCAAAACUAUGAAGUUCGAGAAAUUGAUAGAAUCAUGAAAAAUAUCCUUGAGCAGGUAAAAUUGCCUGCCGUGGCAUUUCCAAUCUUCAAGUGCGUUCCGAUAAUUCUAGCACCAUGGAAGAAGAGAGCUAAACGCCUAUUUAAGGAGCAGCAAACGUUCUUCUCUGCAAACUUAAAGAGGGCUUUAGUCAGAACCCACUGGAGCUGGAGCCAAAAUGUCAUCAAUACAAAACCUGCUAGGGACUGUGGCUUGAACGAGCUUGCCUCUGUAAUUGGUGUUAAUUACGAAGCUGGAAGUGACACCACUGCGUUUGUGCUAGAAGACUUUGUCCUUGCCGGUCUUCUCCAUAAAGAUGCCGUCAGUGACGCACAGGCAGAGGUAGAUGCACUCACUGGUCUUAGGAUGCCCGAAUGGAAAGAUCUCCCUAGCCUACCAUACGUCCACGCUUUUGCCAGUGAGGUUCUGAGGUGGAGACCUGUUGUCCCGGGAGGAUUACACCAUGCAGUGACAGAAACUGAUUGCUAUAUGGGGCACAAGAUUCCCAAAGGCACUAUGAUCAUACUAAACCAUUGGUCGCUGGAGUUUGAUCCAACUUUCUUCCCUGAUUCUGAAAACUUUGAUCCAGAAAGAUGGAUCCAAGGUUCCUAUAUACCGUCUAGUGCCUUUGGAUUUGGUCGACGAACCUGUCCAGGGAAGCAAAUGGCCCAGAAUUCGUUGGCAGUGACGAUUACGCGCAUGUUAUGGACUUUCAACUUUUACCCUGUCCACAACAUGGGAGACAUUUAUUGUUGGAACAUGACGCAAGGAAUCAGCUCGCGGCCGAGCCCAUUUCGGGUCUCCCUGCGUCCCCGCAGUGAAGAACAUCGAGAAGUCAUUUGGCAUCAGUGGAAGACCUCUGGGUCAUGGUCCAAUCAGGACCGCCAACCGGAAUCCCCAGCACGCCCCCUAUUCCGGCCGGAAAAUAAGGCCUAA
This is a messenger RNA of Aspergillus alliaceus, 1272 nucleotides long. RefSeq names its product cytochrome P450. NCBI's taxonomy places the organism in Eukaryota, Fungi, Ascomycota, Eurotiomycetes, Eurotiales, Aspergillaceae. The transcript has 5 exons. The record is from RefSeq and is a predicted model, not a curated record. The coding region runs from base 1 to 1272 and encodes 423 amino acids. Gene Ontology annotation, molecular function: monooxygenase activity; oxidoreductase activity, acting on paired donors, with incorporation or reduction of molecular oxygen; heme binding.